Messenger RNA from Symbiodinium natans, 1104 nucleotides. The record is from the annotation of a GenBank genome assembly. NCBI's taxonomy places the organism in Eukaryota, Dinophyceae, Suessiales, Symbiodiniaceae.
AUGGCCUGUGAUGAGUCUGCAAGGGGCAGCGCUGAUGCUUUCUGGACGUCAUUUUACGUGGUCUUGGUCAUCUCCUUCGGCACUAUCUUGCAUCCCGAGCUGAAGGCAUUCUACAGGCGCGGCCAUGGAGGGAUCAAGAACACGGUGUCGGCCAUCGACACCAUUCUGGCAACAGCCUUCUUGGCGUGCUUGCGCUUGGCUGCGGCUUGGUCAGCCCCUAGGUCAACAUCUACGUCCAGCAAUGACGGGCACAGCGUUCCGUUUCUAGUGAAGUUGAGAUGGGCGGCGCCGCCCGGGAUCUUUGUGUUUCUCGUGAUUACGCUGUCGACCUGGGCCAACUUCUUGAGCUACAAAGCCUACGCUAUGCUGGGCCCCUGCGAGCUGAUCUUUGUUUGGAUCUUCGCCCGCAUCUUGCAAGCAGAGGAGAGGAGGAUCCCAUUUUGUCGCGACCUUCCCGCGGUGAUCUUGACAGCCCUUGGGAGCCUCUUCUUCAGUAUCGCAGAAGUGACGGGCGGCGACCGCACCGGUUUUGGUGCCAUUGUGGCCUCGUUGCUGUGCCGUGCGUGUCAAGCUCUCAUGACCGUUUCCCUGCGGAGCUGCUGCGUAGCCUUGAAGUCUAGUUCCCAGGGCCGCGUAGGUGUCCUCGAGAUCACGUCCUUGAAGCUUCUCGUGACCUCCCUGCUGUGCCUGCCAUAUGCGCUUAUCACCGAGGGCUUCGAACCGUGGACGACCCUUGCCAGCCAGGAGUUUUGGAUGGACUCCACCUCGGCAGUGCUCUUGCUGGGCAGUAUCCUGAUCACGAUGGGCUUCCAGUGGGCCACCGUUGGCGUGAACGCGGGCUUACGGUCGCCACUGGUCGCUGUUCUGCUGGGCACGCUGCAGCCGCUGACGGCCGUCAUCCUGGUGUUGGUUUUCAGUGGCUCGAGUUUCUGUCAGGCUCUGGGCCUUAAGCGCCGGGACUCCCCUUUAGAGAUCGCAGGGAUCUGUUGCUUGGUGGUGGGCCUUUUGCUGGGUGGCCUGGGGGCACUGAGACGGAUCCAAACGCGGCCCUCGCAUCCCCGAAGCCAGACGCUGGAGUUUCUAGAGCACCGAGGGGGCACAUGA